Molecule: messenger RNA, 252 nt
Organism: Ilex paraguariensis (yerba mate)
Lineage: Eukaryota; Viridiplantae; Streptophyta; Magnoliopsida; Aquifoliales; Aquifoliaceae
Source: the annotation of a GenBank genome assembly
AUGAGUGAGAGACCACUAUCGAGUGGAAGAAGGGAGAUGCAAGGGUCUAUCGAUUCCGGUGAGGAGUUGGGUAACAUUGGAGCAGUCGGCUUCGAGGCGAGAACUCAAGCGAGCAUUGGCAAGGCCGAGGGCCAGGCUAGCGUCGUCAAGGCUGGGAGCCAGGCUAGUGUCAAGGUUAGAGAGGAGAGGAGAGCCGAGGGUGAGGUCCUAGGGGGCGAGAUAACCCAGGCCGUCGAACGCGAGGCGCCAUAG